Penicillium pulvis is the source of this 1071-nucleotide messenger RNA. Its product is annotated as glycosyltransferase family 32 protein. Bases 1 to 1071 code for a protein of 356 amino acids. Gene Ontology annotation, biological process: mannosyl-inositol phosphorylceramide biosynthetic process. The transcript has 4 exons. Gene Ontology annotation, molecular function: mannosyltransferase activity. The record is from RefSeq and is a predicted model, not a curated record. NCBI's taxonomy places the organism in Eukaryota, Fungi, Ascomycota, Eurotiomycetes, Eurotiales, Aspergillaceae.
AUGAGGCGCGGUCUUUUGAUUUUUCUCUUAAUCGACUUUCUCAUUCUCUUCCUCCUGAUUCAUAAGGUCUCGACGCUGCUGUCGCUACUCUUUGAAAAUGCCGCCGCCGACGCGAUUCACCGCGCCGAAUUACCCUUGCCGAACUCCACCCUGAUCGAACAUCUCCCCCAAAUAAUCCCUAAGAUUAUUCACCAGACCUACAAAAGCGAAACCAUUCCAGAGGUCUGGGUUGAUGCCCAGCAGAGCUGCAUUGAGCUGCACCCAGACUACGAAUAUAUUCUAUGGACGGAUGAAAAGUCGCGCGACUUUAUCGCCGCUGAAUAUCCUUGGUUCCUCGAGACUUUUGAUGGCUAUAAAUACCCCAUCCAGCGCGCAGACUCGAUCCGUUAUUUCGUUCUGGCACACUAUGGUGGAACUUAUAUCGAUUUAGACGACGGCUGCAAUCGUCGCUUAGACCCCCUGCUCACUUACCCCGCAUGGGUGCGUCGCACUGUACCCACUGGUAUCUCUAACGAUGCAAUGGGCUCGGUGCCCCAACACCCCUUUCUUCUGCGUGUGAUCAGAUUGCUGCAGCAGUACGACCACCGCUGGCUCCUCCCCUAUAUUACCGUGAUGUACUCUACCGGGCCGCUGUUUCUAUCCGUCAUCUGGAAAGAAUAUAUGCAGGAUGGCCCGUCCGAAAUGAACCGUGUCCGCAUUCUUAUGCAGGAUGAGUACAAGAAGCACUCUUGGAGUUUCUUCACCCACCACACUGGAAGUAGCUGGCAUGGUGAGGACGCGCGUUUCAUUUUCUGGAUGGGUCAACACUGGAUGUUCAUUACCUUCUGCGGUAUCCUCCUCACCGUCGCCGUCAGCUUCUGCCUCUUCUGGACUUAUAGUCGAAUUAUGCUUUUAGAUGCUCAGUAUCGCUACCGCUAUUCCAAGGUACAUUCAGUCAUCAGCCCCUUUCGCUUGUUAUCCUCGCCCUCGAGACGCGCCGGUCGCAUGAUUCCGACACUACUACGCAGCGUAAGCUUUGAGGGAGACGAGACCUCCAAGACCUUUUAUGAACUCGGUCACCAUGAUGACUGA